Messenger RNA from Brachypodium distachyon (stiff brome), 3063 nucleotides. RefSeq names its product pentatricopeptide repeat-containing protein At2g22410, mitochondrial. The record is from RefSeq and is a predicted model, not a curated record. The transcript has 4 exons. Lineage: Eukaryota; Viridiplantae; Streptophyta; Magnoliopsida; Poales; Poaceae. Gene Ontology annotation, biological process: RNA modification. The coding region runs from base 118 to 2103 and encodes 661 amino acids. Gene Ontology annotation, molecular function: RNA binding; protein binding.
UGCAACUGUCACAGUCUGCCACCGGCCGGACGCUCGCCCAAAUCCAAAUCCUGGCGCCCCCCGAGAAGAUCCGAUGCGCAGACAUCCAUUCUCCAGCCAAGCCAGCCAGCCGUCACGAUGAUGCCAGCGCCGCUUCCGCUUCCGCCGCGGGCUCGUCUCCCCUCUCCUCCAUUGCCGCCGCCGCAACCCCGCCCAGCGUGGAACACCAACCGCAACCUGGUGGUGACACACCCCCUGCUCGCCCUCCUCGAGUCAUGCGCCUCCUUCCCACGCUUCCUCCAGCUCCACGCGCUCCUCACCGUCUCCGGCCUCGCCGCGCACCGCUUCCCGGCGUCCCGCCUCCUCGCCUUCUGCGCCCUCUCCACGCCACCCCGAGUCGACCACGCCGCCGCGAUCCUCGCGCGCGCCUCCGCCCCCAACGCCUACAUGCUCGCCACCAUGAUGCGCGCCUUCCUCCGCGCGCGCCUCCCGAGCCGCGCCUCCGCGCUCUUCCGCCGCGUCAUCCGCGAGAGCCUCCCCGCCGACGCGCGCACGCUUGUGUUUGCGAUCAAGGCCGCCGCCUCUGAGCACGAGCACCACUCCCCAUCCGGCGGCGAGGGCGUCCACUGCGUGGCCCUAAAGUGGGGGCAUGUUGCCCAGAGCGUGCUCGUGGGGAACGCGCUGGUGCACUUCUACGCUAACCACAGGUCGUUGGCACAUGCACGGAAUUUGUUCGACGAAAUGCCUGAUAGAGAUGUCGUUUCCUGGACGACGCUGGUGGACGGGUAUGCGCGGAGAGGGUUGGCUGACGAGGCAUGGCGAGUGUUUUGCAGGAUGGUGGUGGCAGGGGGGCUGCAGCCGAAUGAGGUGACGCUGGUUGCUGUGGUGUCCGCGAUGGGGCAGAUGGGGUUGCUGGCCUUUGGGAGGAUGGUUUAUCGGUAUGUCGCAGAUGGUGGUGUAGGUCGCAGUGUGAAUUUGGAGAAUGCCUUGAUCGAUAUGUUUGGAAAAUUCGGGUGUGCGGCCUCUGCCAGAGAGGUUUUCGACAGUAUGGCGGUCAAGGAUGUGUAUUCCUGGACGACCAUGGUCAAUGCCUAUGCCAAGUGUGGUGACUUGGAAAGUGCAGCUCGGUUGUUUGAUGAUAUGCCUAGGAGGAAUGCAGUUUCUUGGAGUUGCAUGAUCGCGGCUUACUCGCAGGCAAAUCAGCCUGAGGAAGCAGUGAGGUUGUUUAAGGCGAUGAUUGAAGAAGGAGUUGAGCCGAUUAAUGCUGGUCUUGUGAGUGUGCUUUCGGCAUGUGCACAGUUAGGUUGCUUGGAUCUUGGUAGGUGGAUAUACGAUAACUACGUCAUCAGUGGUAAGGCUGUGCUUACCGUGAACUUAGGUAAUGCAUUCAUUGAUGUGUAUGCAAAAUGUGGAGAUUUUGAUGCCGCAUCAAAAUUAUUUGCUGAGAUGGCAGAGAGGAAUGUAGUGAGUUGGAAUUCGAUGAUCAUGGCCCAUGCCGUGCAUGGUCAGUCUGAAGAAGUCCUUCGUCUCUUUGAACAGCUGAAAGGAACAUGUAUUGUGCCUGAUGAGAUAACAUUCCUUGGGUUACUUUCUGCUUGCAGUCAUAGUGGGUUAGUUUCAGAAGGACGGCGCUAUUUUAAAGAAAUGAAAUUGAUUUAUGGGAUUGAACCCAAAUCAGAACAUUAUGCGUGCAUGAUAGACCUUUUGGGUAAAAUUGGGCUUCUUGAAGAGGCAUUUGAAGUUGCAAAGGGUAUGCCAAUGGAAACAGAUGAGGCCGGUUGGGGUGCUCUUUUAAACGCUUGCAGAAUGUAUGGCAAUGUAGAGAUUGGUGAAUUUGCUGCAGAUAAGCUUGUACAGCUCAAUCCUCUGGACAGUGGAAUCUAUGUACUUAUGAGCCAAAUAUAUGCAAGUAAAAACAAAUGGGAUCAGGUGAAGAUUCUGAGGGUGCUGAUGAGAGAAAGAGGGGUAAAGAAGAACCCUGGCUGUAGUUCUAUUGAGGUGGAUGGAAAAUUCCAUGAGUUUUUGGUGGCCGAUGUUUCACAUGUUCAUUCAGAAGAUAUAUAUGCAGCAUUGAAGAAUAUUUAUUUCCAUUUGAAAUGGGAAGGUUAUGUUCCUCUAACUUGACACAAGUGUGGCAGUUCUUUGUUUCUUGUUCAUGCACCUCAUAAUAGCCAUGACUGUACAAAGAAAACGAAAACUUAGCAGCAGAUUACACUGUACAUAUUUAAAAGCUCAGCUCCUGUUGGACAGAUAUUUUUCAACGUCCUGCUGCUAUACGUUUGAUCAUUUAACGUGGCCUGAAAACAAGAUGGAUUCCCACUGUCCUAAAAUAACAGCUUACAUGGGCAGAAAAAGCAGGACAUUCUGAUUGUUAUGCAAUAGUCUCGGAUUGACCAGAUUUUUCAUGUGGAAGAUUAAGAAACUGUUCUGCUGUUAAGGAACUUGACAGAACCCUGAAUUUUCUUUUGGACAACAGACAAUGGUCAGCUAUAGAGAUUUUACUGGGCGAAACAUAUCCCUUCCAGUACCGGAAUUGCACUUUGGGAAAGGCCUUUCUCGACAUUAUAAGGCUGAUGAUAAGUUAAUCAACAGUCCACACUCUACAUUGAUCUUUUGCAAGAUUAUAUGUAAUUGGGUUUUGAUCACCCUGCAACCAGCACUUGAAUGGUCUCACUGCCUCCAACAAAUUUAUUUUGUGUCAAUUGUUUCAGGAAUUUACUAGUGCAGAUUGUUAUAUUCACUUGAAACGAAGUUUUUUCUUCUGAAACCGUUACUUACCGGGUUGCUGGUUGCUAUGGCCUAAGGUGCGACGUCGGGUCAAUUAGCAAAACGAGUCAGAGUCAGACAUCUAUGCAUUCCUGCUUCUACUUUGAAGACCUGUAUGGGCAUGGCUAGUUCGGCGCAGAUGUUUAUGAAUUAUAUUUUCCUAGUUGUUGAUGGAUAAGGAGUAGGUGCACAAUAAAUAACAUUAUCAUUGGAGAUAUCCACAAAAUAUUUACAAAAUCUUUCUGAGAUUGACAUUUCUAUAUAAAUAAGAUGGAUAAGAUGAUGAUAAACAGAUACCAAUUUUGGCAUGGCUUGCAA